AUGUUUCAGCAUGUUACUGAUCGUGAGCGACUUGGCGACUACUGCGGAGAGACGGUGCACUUAAUUCCACAUUUUACGGAUGCAGUAAUCCAGUGGGUUGAGCAAGUGGCCAGGAUUCCCGUUGAUGGCACAUUGGAAAGGCCAGACGUUUGCAUCAUUGAGCUCACCUAUGCCACCUAUGUCACAUACGCAAAACUGCCAACCGACGCAUUGUUGUUAACAUGUUGUUGCUGUUGCAACAUGCUACCUGUGGGAACGGCCAUAGGUUGCUUCCUUGCCCUGCGGAGAAGGAAAUGGGCUGACAGUGCUGCAGCAAAAGGAGACGAGGAGAAAAAAGGAAAAGAUGGACCGCCAAGAGCUUCGACAGGAAUCUACUGGCAUACCUCAACAAAUCACGAGAGAAGCUGCGGCCGCAUCAUUGGCGAAGAUGAUGUUGACGAGAAGUUCGGAGAGAUUGAAGAAAGCGACGAAAAAGAACACGAAGAUGAGAAAAGGAAAAAUCUCUGGUGUCGCGAAUGA
Molecule: messenger RNA, 519 nt
Organism: Cylicocyclus nassatus
Lineage: Eukaryota; Metazoa; Nematoda; Chromadorea; Rhabditida; Strongylidae
Source: the annotation of a GenBank genome assembly